Messenger RNA from Aspergillus nomiae NRRL 13137, 426 nucleotides. RefSeq lists its product as uncharacterized. Gene Ontology annotation, molecular function: catalytic activity. The transcript has a single exon. Bases 1 to 426 code for a protein of 141 amino acids. NCBI's taxonomy places the organism in Eukaryota, Fungi, Ascomycota, Eurotiomycetes, Eurotiales, Aspergillaceae. Gene Ontology annotation, biological process: DNA repair. The record is from RefSeq and is a predicted model, not a curated record.
AUGCCCCCCAAAAAAGAGAUCCAAGCAGAGGAACUGGGGAUAAACCUCUCAUCCAGAACCGAAACGGAAUACUUCAAAUGGUUCCUCGCAUGUCUCCUAUUCGGUAAGCCGGUCCAGCAAGCCGUCGCCAAGCGAGCCUUCCUUGAGCUCGUCCAGGAGGGCAUCACUUCGCCGGAUGCUAUCCUAGACGCAGGAUGGGAUCGACUAGUCGAGAUCCUGGAUGAGGGUCAUUAUGUCCGGUAUGACUUUUCGACUGCGACGAAGUUACUUGAUGUCUCGCGUGUUAUCAAGCAGGAAUAUGGUUCCUUUGGGGAGAUGUUGAGACGGUUCGGGACUGAGGAAUUGGAGGUGCGGAUGCAGGAGUUUCGGGGAGUCGGGCCGAAGACAGUGGAGAUCUUUAUGAGGGAUAUGAGGCCUUUGCUUUAG